Cottoperca gobio is the source of this 2728-nucleotide messenger RNA. Its product is annotated as adhesion G-protein coupled receptor G5-like. The coding region runs from base 374 to 2314 and encodes 646 amino acids. Gene Ontology annotation, cellular component: plasma membrane. Gene Ontology annotation, biological process: adenylate cyclase-activating G protein-coupled receptor signaling pathway; cell surface receptor signaling pathway. NCBI's taxonomy places the organism in Eukaryota, Metazoa, Chordata, Actinopteri, Perciformes, Bovichtidae. The record is from RefSeq and is a predicted model, not a curated record. Gene Ontology annotation, molecular function: G protein-coupled receptor activity. The transcript has 15 exons.
UCUGUGUGACGGCUUUAGUCAAUGCUCCAGCUCGGCGUCUUGUUCUUUGGACUUUACAUUUUUAUCUUCAACAGUCUCGAGUGCGUUGAAGACGUCAGAAGGGACCUGAGAAACAACAAGGGAACACGAAUUGCGUUUUUUUUUCACCCUUUGGUCAAACUUUGUCUUUCUAUGUGGUUGACGGAACGCAAGCGUCCCAGGUUGUCACUGCGGUGUGUAGUGUUCGGUUUUUAAUUUCUUACUGGGUCCAGUUUGUGCGGAACAGUGAGUGGAAGUUUGAACUGCAAGUGUUGGACAUCAGAAAGUAUUGUAGUCUACAGGAGGAGACGAGAAACCUCGACUGCUGACAGGAAAAGUCCUCAAGUUGUUACCAAUGGAGCCCAGGCUCACAGAUCAUCUGAGGGUUGUGCUCAUCUUCAUCAUCCUCAUCUCUACAGGUUCAAGUGAAAAUGACCUGGACUCGAAGUUUUGCGGCACUUGGCGCCAUGGCAAGGGCUCCCUCAGCCUGAACGUCAACAUCUCCACAGGCUGUGAUGGGAUCUCAAUCUCAGCUAAUCAAAGUGCUCUGUCCAUCGAUGGGCAGAUCACAGCUCAGUGUAGGCGGUUGAAUGUCAUUCAGCUUGGACUUGAUUCAGAGGAGGAAACUCACUUCUGUCUGUACUGGGAGCCGUUGCUGGACCAGUUGAAGCUGCAGGUGGGAGGAAAGAACCUGACUCUGUGCUGGCCUGCCAGCCUGCAGGGCCGCUGCUGCACUGAUCUGUCUGAUGAUCUCAUAGCACCCGAAGCAGCCUACGGCAUCAAGAAUGGGAUGGUCAAAACUGAUUUAAUCACCCCUAACAUACGAACAGCCUACAGGUUCAAAGGACAACACAUCGACUGCAAAGCAUUAUGUGAUCAAGAGAGCCAGCGAUCCACCCAAGGCAACAUGACUGAACAGACUGCGGUGAUGUCCUUAGAUGGAGGGAGAAUUGAGCAUCCCUGCGCUCGCAGCAUUGAGGUGGAGAUGAAGGAGGAUUUCAGAGGCUACAACGUCACAUCACCUGCCACUAAAGGUGUAUCUGCAGAGUCCACUACCACUGUCCACCUCCCUCCCGCUCUAAAACAAGCCGCAAAAAAGACGAGCAAAGUCGUCUGCACUUUCUUUCAAAAUAACUCCCUGUUCCAGGAGGUUCACAAGAAGGCCAGGAUUCUUGAUGAUGUGGUGGGAAUCACCAUGGAGAACGAGGUCAUCACCAAUCUUUCUGAGCCCAUUAGGAUUGCCUUUCACCAUGAUGUCAUACCUAUAAGGCAUUCAAGGAAAUGUGUUUCAUGGGACACCAGGAAAGAUCCAUUGCAGGUCAAUUGGUUGGUGGAUGGAUGUGAGAUAGGACAGAAAGGAGCCAAACACACCGAGUGCCUCUGUACCCAUCUGACUUACUUCACUGUGCUAGUGCAAAUGGAGCCUCGACCAGUGCGCCACCUUCUGGCACUGACCGCCAUUACAUCUCUGGGCUGCGCUGUGUCUGUGAUCAGCUGUGUCGCUCUCAUCAUUUUUCUCUUCAGGAAAAGCAGGCGAUGUAAUGAGCAGUCCAUCCCCAUCCACUUGGGCUUAGCUGUGUCUCUCGCCUUCCUCAAUCUGCUCUUCUUCUUCACUGGGGUCCUGGCCAACGUGGGAGGGGAGAGCGUGUGCGUCUGGGUGGGGGCAGGCCUCCAGUACACCCUACUCAGCUCCUUCACCUGGAUGGGCAUAGAAGUUUUCCACACUUUCUGGUUGGUCUACAGGGUUUUCAGCCCCUUCCCAAAGUACUAUGUGUGGUACCUGGUCGGCUUCGUUCUCCCUGCUGUUCCUAUCAUCAUCCUGGCUGCAGUAGGGGACAUUUAUGGAGUGAGAGAGGUGGUGCCAAGCGAUGACGUCGCCAACCCUUAUCUGAUGUGCUGGAUGAAGGACAACCACAAGGCCUUGCUGGCCCAUUAUUUCACCAAUAUGACAAUCCUGGCCAUCCUGGUGUCCUCGGGCAUUGUGAUGCUCUUCCUGGUCUACAGAGAGAUCCGCACCAGGGAUGAAUGGAGACAGAACCGUGUGGCUUUUCUCAGCAUCUGGGGCCUCAGCUGCCUCUUUGGGGCAACUUGGGGUCUGACCUUCCUGGACUUCGGACCCCUCUCUGACUUCAUUCUUUUCCUCUCCUGCAUCCUCAACUCUUUUCAAGGUUUCCUCCUGAUGCUGCGGUUCUACAUGCUGGACUGGAUGCGCAAACAGGCUGGUGGCUCUGCUCUGGGCAGCAGCAGCUCCGGCUCUACCAGGCAACACAUGCUCCAGGCCCAGGAGAAGAGUUAGAUGGACUUAGAUCAAAGCUGCAGCAGUCAAGCUUUGUAUGUAAAAACGCUUCUUAUCAAAAUGACAAACAGUAGAACAACGUUCCACCACUGUCUGCGACACUGUAGAUUCACUGCUUGUCAGGCGUGGUAACUGCUGGGAAACCUGAGUGGAGUGACAUCCCACAACUGAAGAGGGACUCCAGAAAGCAGUGAGCGAGCUCUCCAUACGUCCUACACCUCCCAUUCUUCUGGUGUCCUCUGGUACUAAACAUCACAGACCAGCUGAGUUGGUAAACACAAGCACGCUGAGUGCAAUUCACAGACACAGACUUAUUGGAGCCCCCGCUUACCAAGUGAAAUGGAUUUAAUUAUUCUUGUGGGUGCAAAUUAUGUUCUUAAAGGCCCUGUCCCACAGUUCUGUAUGGUAGAAACA